This is a messenger RNA of Drosophila kikkawai, 1084 nucleotides long. RefSeq lists its product as uncharacterized. Lineage: Eukaryota; Metazoa; Arthropoda; Insecta; Diptera; Drosophilidae. The record is from RefSeq and is a predicted model, not a curated record.
CCUCCGUCUUAAAAGUCUGCCUAGUUCAAGGACUGGAAUGAGCAUUAUAAAAAUAUAUUUCUCCAUAUAUUUAUACAGAUCAAUUCAAAUUCAUUGUUAAUUUUUGUUUUAAUUUACUCCCGAAUCGUCAGCCGCAAUGGACCAGCAAGGACAGGAAGUGCUUCCCCCCGAAGGCUGUCUCCGCGAGAAUCAAAAGCGGGAACAGCGAGCCCGACUUAUCAAGGCCCUGUGCUGCUUCAAGCCGCAGGAUGCCAAUCCGCAGCAGUUCUACAACUGCGUUCGGGAGCAGUGCAUCAUUCACAACUGCAGCAUUGACGAGGGCGUGGAGCGGGCCACUGUUACCUGGCCGACACUUGGCAAGCUCCAGCGGGAGACCUAUGAUUCGCAACGUCAUGCUGAGCUGCCCAUACCAGUGCCGCGUCACCUCCUCUACCACGCCUUCCAAAAAGAGCGCAAUGGCAUGUGGUCCCUGGGACGCUCCACGGGUGGUGGCUACACCCUCGAGGCCUACAAGCCGCCACCAAAACCAUCGAGAAUGCAGACCCAGUUGCAGCAGAAGAGGCCCAAGUACGACAAUCGGCUGGAUCUGCCGCCCAAGGUAGCGGCCACUCAUGUGCCGCCGCCACCAAAUUCGAAAUUUUCUAGGGCUUCACCUUCGUCUUCGCGCAGAAUCCGGAGUCUCCUACCACCAACCAUACAGCGGGUUCAGUCCAUUAGGCACAUUUUACCCAAGACAACACGACAGCUCAGGCAGAAAAAGCUGGAAAAGCUCUGCGCCCCGGUAACCGUUGCGGAUCCCAAGGCAUCCGGUGAUGGCCAUGGAACUCUUAAGAAAAAGCUCAGCAAGCGAAAGGGCCCCAAGGCCAAGAAGUUGACCAAAACCAAGGAUCUGGAGGUCAGGACAAAUGACCAAAAAUUGAAUGAGUCCAUAGGCAAUGUUCGUCGGCGGCUUAUGAUGUUUGGGAAUCAUAGGGUCUAGUUCGGGAGGCCAUAUUUGAAUAUUUGUUAGUGGGUCUCUGUAAGUUCUAAAUUGAAAGUGAACCAAAUUAUUGUCGUAGAAAAUAAAAAAAGAAAUAAAUUACAA